Messenger RNA from Volvox carteri f. nagariensis, 384 nucleotides. RefSeq lists its product as uncharacterized. The transcript is spliced from 3 exons. The record is from RefSeq and is a predicted model, not a curated record. Bases 1 to 384 code for a protein of 127 amino acids. NCBI's taxonomy places the organism in Eukaryota, Viridiplantae, Chlorophyta, Chlorophyceae, Chlamydomonadales, Volvocaceae.
AUGACAAAGGUGGAGUGCCCUGGGCCUGGCUUCAAGGGUCUGAAAUGGAAAUGGAUUCAGGACCAUGCUAAGGAGCAACAAGAGCGGGAGAAGGAGCGCCUUGCGGUUGAUCAGGUUCCACUCCCGGGGCAGGUUGUUCGGUCCAACUGCCAGGAGCAACAGUCUGCAACUGACAACAGCUCUGAGCCGCCACCGAUCUCCGAGCCAUGCGCGACACACAAAACCUCUGGUGGUCAACCCCGGCCACCUUGCAGUGGGGCCAAGGCGGGGCCCGAGAAUGCGUCAGUGGGAGCUCCGGAGCCGCUGGCCCCUUUGAGUGGGGGUCAAUUCCAUCCAAGCGAGGAACGCGUCCGGGUGAAGGAAGAGCAGGUAACUGGAGAGUGA